UCCAUACACCAAGGAUGUUACUCUCAGUGCAACAGCGCCUGAAGGAUAUCGCUCAUCUUGCCGUGGAUGUUUUCACAACUGGCAAAAGGGAUGGCUUCCAAAGAACGCUCAUCCUCCUGCUCACCUGUGGCCUCUCCAGCCUCCUCCUCAGCUCUCUGCUCCUCCUGUACCUCCUCUUCACCCUGAGCUACGAGCUAGCCGUGGCUGGAGGUAUUGCUGGCUGCUUCGGGGCACUACUGACUGUUGCCCUCUUCCUGUCAAAGAGAGUACGGUGCCUAGGGACUCUGUUUAUGAUCUCUAUUUUCAUGAAGAAGAGCCGGAACCUGCUCCUGACCGCCGGGACGAGUAUAGUGGUUCUCAGAAAUAUCCGCAACACCUUGGAGAACCUCUCAGGCCUGGUGAGGAGUAUGAUCUGCAACCUGAAGGCAAAGAAAGCAGCCAUCGGCGCCCCGUUCAGUAACUACGUGAAGAUGCUGAAGUGGAUCGGGAACAUGCUCAAGGGGUUUACAGACUUGGGGGUUCUGAACCUUGACUCCAAACUCGAGGUCUCGCCCAGGCUGGAAUCAGAACAAUUUAGCGUGAAACUCAGCGACGCAGAGCGCAUUCUGAACGAAACUGUGAAGUACGUGCAGUCCGUUACGAACACAGUGUCCUCCGUGAGCAAAAGGAUGCUUCCCGCCAUCGGCCUCCUCGUGCUCAUGAUGAUCAUAGCCCUGCACAUAAAGAAAUUCCGCACUGACAUGAAAUACCACAACAGGUUCAUCAGCAGCAAAUUUGUUCGCUUCGACGAGAGGCGGAAGGCGGAAGGGCGGCCCAGCGUGCUCCCUCUCACUCCGAAGGAGGAGAAGAUGUACACCGCCAUCCCCUCCGCCCGCCCGACCACCAAGGAGGGGAAGGCGAUGCUGAAAUUUGGCGUCCCGAUAGUCUCCCAUUUUGUAGCGUGGGUUUUCUUUAUAGCUGUCGACGCCUUAUUGUACUACUUUGUCGAUACUGUAACGAAGAAGUUAUCAGAGCUGGAACCAUUCCAUGUCCCGCUGUUGAUAAGCAUCGAAGUAAGUACGAAAUGUUUAUACAUUUCUGCAUUUACAAGCAUUUCUUCCAGUCAGACGACCGCUAACACACACCUUCAUGUAUCUUCUCAGAGGAUUGCAUCUUUAAUAGGUAUACGAUUUGUUGAGGAAUACCACCGAGGAGACUUCUCCUACUCUGUGACCCUGUUUGAGAAGCAGUGCCUUCCCAAACCCAAGCUGCUGUUCUCUGACUCUGUCGUUCCUCUGGCGGCCAUCCUGCUCACGCUGCUCGUCAUGGCCCUGGUGGCCUCCAAAGUGUCCCAGCUCAGGCUGAUGGUUUGCGAGCGAUUCUUCUCCACCGCUGCGGAGGAAAGAGUGGAGUACCUGCACGCCAAAAUCCUGAGGAAGAGAUUAAAAAGGAGGAUGUGCCGCCUGACUUCCUUCUAUUUUAAGCCACAUUUCUGGUGCCCCCUGCUCUUCAGGCCCAAAGGGGAUCCAGACGGCAGCGUGUGAGGAAGAUAUUCUUUCUGCUGCUUUGAUUUUUGUUUGUUCUCGGAAUAAGUAAACAUCUGGAAAACAUAAAAAAGUCUCCCAUUAAGGACCGUUGCGAUUGAAACUUGUUUCACUGCACGGAGGUUCUGAUGCUCGUGCCCUAAACAGCUAUCAGCCUAUAGGUAAUGCUGCAGUUCCAGUCAAGGUGAGAGGUCAGAAUUUCCUGGUUGAAAUUUCCAACUUCCAACCAAAAGUUACCAAAAACACUUGUACGACUGCAACAACGUGAUGUCUCUUUGGCCGGUGAGCACUCAGAGGAGAAAAAACUACAUACGAGUUAACAGACACCAUUACACAUUUUAUUUUACAGCACUUUUGUUCUUGAAAAUGUAUCUUAUGUUCAUGUUCCGUUCACUGUACCAACACCGUCGUCUGCAAAUACGCCCGACCCUUCUCCACAUGCUGCUGUUGUGAUGUGAUGACAGACAGCCACUGCUAUCUGAACUUGGGGUGUGUGGAUUUGCAUCGAGUGGACGAAUAGGACCAGACUGGUUUGAUUGGUGUUCCGCUGUACUUUUCUUGCAGCGGGAGGUCAGAAAUGUUCUGAGUUGUCCCGAAGGCAGCAUAAGCUGUUCUGUAAUCACUGUUCAACACUAUGAUGACUUGAUUUGAGGCACCCAGCUCCAAAAAUGUCCUUGGUGGAUCAGUAAUAUACGCCCUUCUAUUUAUCAUAUACAUAACUAUUAUUUAAUUUUAGAACUGAACACUGCAAUGUUCAUCUUUUUAUGCUGAUGAGACCAUCCAAGCUGAUUUGCCAUGGACUCUAUUGUAGCCUUCCUCAGGGUAAGGUCCGAGGACCUGCAGACCUCUUUUUAUUUCAUCUGGAGCUUGCUCUUAUCUCUUGAAAAAAAAAAAAAAAAGGGCGAGUUGUAGGCAAGUCUCAGGGGCACAACGCUUUGAAGCUCACACUGAUCUGUGCUUGUGAUGGAAAUCAAAUAUAUAUCACACAGAAUACGGAGCCUUUUUUCUCAUUUCAAAACAGAAGCCUUUACACACUCCACUGUGCUUUCCACACUGGAUUAUAGAGAUGAGACAAACAGUAUGCAAACCGAACAACUAUAACACUAGACCGCAGACUAGGACUGAUUUAAAAGUCCUUCAGACCGUACCUGACACUGAAGGCUGACGCCCCAAUACCUUAACACUGGACAAGAACUAAAAAAGAAAAAAAAACAAAAAACUGUUGUUGUCUUGUUGUGAUCUGCUAGUGAUGUAUGUUUUGUAUGCAAAUUGUAUGUUUUUUUAAUGACAUGUAUAGAUAUUUUUUCUAUAUUGUAUUACACAGGAUACUUUUUGACAAU
Messenger RNA from Acanthopagrus latus (yellowfin seabream), 2863 nucleotides. Its product is annotated as dendritic cell-specific transmembrane protein. Gene Ontology annotation, cellular component: membrane. The coding region runs from base 15 to 1523 and encodes 502 amino acids. Lineage: Eukaryota; Metazoa; Chordata; Actinopteri; Spariformes; Sparidae. The record is from RefSeq and is a predicted model, not a curated record. The transcript is spliced from 2 exons.